AUGCUGAAGGCAUCCAUCAGUCAGCACAUAGAUGGCUUGUUCGAAGCUCUUGGGGUGUGGGGAACGUACCAAGUUCUACAGAUCAUCAUUGUUGAAAGUUUGGCUCUGUCAGCGUCUCACGAACUGUUCUCCAUCCUGUAUAUAGGCUACCAGCCCCCCGUUCGCUGCAAAGGGCUUGAGAACGUAUCCAUGACAGACGACUUCAACAACCUGACCGAUUAUGGAACGUUCUACAAAAGCUGUAAUGACGUGGUGGAUGUCGUCAACGGGUCACAUGUUACUGGCUCGUGCUCACGAGGUUAUGAAUACAACCAACCAAAGCAAGCCACGUUUGUCAGUGAGUGGGAUUUAGUGUGUGGGCGAAGUUACCAGGCUCAGCUUCCACAGAUGCUGCUGAUUGGUGGACAGUUGUUCGGAGCCUCGUUUUUCACGUCAAUGGCCGAUAGAUUUGGGCGCCGGAAGAUUUGUUUCCUGAGUCAGCUGGGCUUACUUCUCAUCUCUGUCGGUACCGCAUUCAGCCCUUCACUUAUCGUUCUGGCCACAUUGCGCUUCUUCACUGGUUCUUUCCAGCAGGGCGUGGUCAUGUCGUUUUCCGUGAUUCCGCUAGAAGUCAUGCCGACAAAGAACAGGGCACUAUGCUUCCUUAUAAUAGGCACAUUCUGGCCCAUCUGUCUACAGGUCCUCAACGGUAUUGGCUACGCCUUCCGGUUCACCAGCUGGCGUCAUAUGCAGCUGUCCAUUAGUGGUGUUAUCCUUCUCGUCUUUAUACCUAAUCUGAUAUUCUUAAAGGAAACACUGAGAUGGUUGUUUGCAAAUGGAAGAACGGAAGAUGCAAAGGAAAUCAUCAAAAAGGCUAUCCGCAUGAACAAGGCGCCAGAAACAGAGGUCUGGGAACAGGCGACCAGGUGCAUAGCUGAGAGUGAACGAUCUUGGCAACGCGCGCAGAAAGAAACAGAGUUAUCCGCUCUUGGUUCACCAGGCACGGCAGUUGGUCUCUCUUUGAAUGGCUACGGAUCUGAAAAACCAUUGUCCAUUAUUGAUAUAUUUAAAAUUCCACGUCUUCGGUGCACCGCCUUAAUAAUGUUUUUCGUUUGGAUUGUGAACGCCCUGACACACUUUGGGCUGGUCUUGACCUCCGCAAAACUGGCCGGGAACAGAUUCAUCAACUAUAUCCUAGUCAGUAUGGACAUGCUACCAGCUAGUUUUAUAGCCUACUUUAUUCUUAUAAGGUUUGGGAGAAAGCCUGCCUGCUGCUCUUUCCACGCCAUUGUUGGAGUUUGUUUGGUCGUGGCGGCUCUGGUACAAGGGUUUGGUGGUCAAGAAUUUUCAACGAUCGUAACGGUGUUUACAAUCCUGGGGAAGUUCGGUAACUCUGCCUCGUUCGUCAUUCUUUUCCUUUAUACACCAGAACUGUAUCCCACAAACCUCAGGAGCUUUGGCCUGGGAUUUGCUUCGUCAGCUUCCAGACUCGGUGGCAUGUUGGCGCCCUUUUCAAAUUUAGUGAUGGAUUACAUACCGUGGGCUCCCGGAACUGUGUAUGGAAUCUGCUCUCUGCUCGCUUGUCUCCUGAUCAUGCUUUUACCAGAGACUCUGAACAGACAACUGCCACAAACCGUGGAGGAGAUCAACGCCUGGAACGGACCUUCAAUCUGCCGAAGAAAGACUUCAGAAUCCGAGUAG
Molecule: messenger RNA, 1680 nt
Organism: Liolophura sinensis
Lineage: Eukaryota; Metazoa; Mollusca; Polyplacophora; Chitonida; Chitonidae
Product: solute carrier family 22 member 6-like
Exons: 10
Coding region: 1-1680 (559 amino acids)
Biological process (GO): transmembrane transport
Cellular component (GO): membrane
Molecular function (GO): transmembrane transporter activity
Source: RefSeq, a predicted model, not a curated record